Messenger RNA from Psylliodes chrysocephalus, 4032 nucleotides. Lineage: Eukaryota; Metazoa; Arthropoda; Insecta; Coleoptera; Chrysomelidae. The record is from the annotation of a GenBank genome assembly.
UCGAAUCAGGAUCCGAAUGGGCGAUUCCGGUUGAUUUAUACACGCAUUAUUAACGCGCGCGUUAUCGUAACGUGAUUGAUAAUCAGAUGCCGACGUUGUUGACGUUGACGUUGCGACGCUUAGGACGACCCGUUCAAGAUGUGCAGUGUAAUGUGGCGAUUGCUGUGUAGGAGCAUGACACACGGAUAUUUGUUGCAAUUUUUCCUUCUGCUCUUGAUGCUUCUUCAGUGCACGUAUGGGUCCGGAAUUUUCGAACUACAAGUAUUGGAAAUGGUAAACCCCCGCAGUGAACUGUCAAACGGUGCAUGUUGUGGUGGUGGGGGCCGUACCUCUGUCACAAAUCGGUGUUCUGUGUCGUGUCAGACUUUUUUCAGACUAUGUUUAAAAGAGUACCAGAAUAAUGUGACUAAUAAUGGCUUAUGUUCCUUUGGCAAUACCUCAAGCCUCGUUAUCGGAAGAGACUCGUUUACCGUUGCCGAUCCAGAGCGAGGAAAAUUAGUUUUACCAUUUACAUUCCGAUGGACGAGGUCAUUUACUCUCAUUCUACAAGCUGUGGAUUAUAACAAUUUUUCCUUUUCUGCAACGAAUAAGAUAAUAGAAGAAGCUACGUACUCUGGAAUUAUAGACCCCAGUCCGGAAUGGCACACCCUUAACCAUAGGGGCUCCCGCGCACGAUUAACAUACAGGAUGCGCGUAAUAUGUGAUACGCACUAUUAUAAUUCGACAUGUACAAAAUUUUGUCGACCUAGGAACGACUCUUUUGGUCAUUUUAUCUGUGAUCGUAACGGUGAGAAACAAUGUAUAGAAGGAUGGACGGGAGCGACGUGUGAAAAGGCUGCUUGCAAAUCUGGUUGUCAUCCAGUUCGUGGGAAAUGCGAACAUCCCGGAGAAUGCAUAUGUCGACCUGGUUGGAGGGGAGAUUUUUGUGAUCAAUGCGAACCUUAUCCUGGAUGUAAACACGGAUACUGCAACGGAUCUUCGUGGCAGUGCAUAUGCGAUACAAAUUGGGGCGGAAUUCUGUGCGAUCAAGAUCUAAAUUACUGCGGUACCCACGAGCCAUGUCUGAACGGGGGCACAUGCGAAAAUACCGCUCCUGAUAAUUAUCUAUGCACAUGCCCUGAAGGAUUUUCCGGCGCUAAUUGUGAAAUCGUCGACAAUCCCUGCGCCCCAGCUCCUUGUCUUCACGGCGGCACCUGUCUAGAAGCCGGGGGCUCCUUCAUCUGUGAAUGCGGAAACGGACGGACUGGCCCAACUUGCAAUAUAGAUUUUGAUGAAUGCAUUUCUGCACCUUGCCAAAAUAGUGGAACUUGUAUUAAUUUGGACAACUCUUUCAUGUGCAAUUGUUCGAGCGCAUGGGAAGGAAAUUUAUGUCAAUUUGAUGCCGAUGAAUGUUUCAACAAUCCUUGCAUAAAUGCGUUUUCGUGUACUAAUUUAGUAGGCGAUUAUCAUUGCAAAUGUCGAGUGGGUUGGAUGGGAAAAAAAUGUGAUCAGAACAUCAACGACUGCGUUGGGCAAUGUCAGCACGGUGCAACUUGCAUUGAUCUAGUCAAUGAUUAUCACUGUGCCUGUAUGCCUGGAUACACCGGUAGAGAUUGUAUUACGGACAUUGAUGAUUGCGAAUCAAAUCCUUGCAAAAAUGGUGGAGAAUGCGUUGAUCAAGUAUAUGGCUACAAAUGUAUUUGUCCAGUGGGGAUUACGGGAUUUGAAUGUGAGAACAAUUAUGAUCAUUGCAAUCCUGAUCCGUGUCAAAAUGGUGCUCCAUGUUUUAAAACCCAAUCAGACUAUUAUUGCCAUUGUCCUGAAGGAUGGCAAGGAAAAAACUGCAGCCAGCCAAAAAUCGUAUGCGAUAGUCCAUCAUGCGAGGACGGUAUUGAAAGCUGUUUGAUUAUUUCUGUUGGAGGAAGUAAGUCUUCGGCACCAAGUUUAUGUGGAGAACAUGGGCAUUGCAUCAAUCAACCCGGAAUUGGAUAUAAAUGCCAAUGCCAAUCGGGGUAUACUGGAAAAUAUUGUCAUGAAAAUAUCAACGAUUGUAAGAUUAAUCCCUGCGAGAAUGGUGGAACCUGUGUAGAUAAAGUGAAUGCAUUUCAAUGUAUUUGCAUUGAAGGAUGGGAAGGAGCUUUAUGUAGCAUUAAUACCGACGAUUGUUCUCAAAACCCUUGUCGAAAUAAUGGUUCUUGUAUUGACGGUAUUGCCGAUUUCGAAUGCGAGUGUAAAGAUGGAUGGAAAGGAAAAACUUGUUCAUUGAAAGACAGCCAUUGUGAUCACGCAACUUGUAAAAAUGGAGGUACUUGUCAAGAUUUAGGAGAUACCUUUAGUUGUAGAUGUCCCCUUGAUUGGGAAGGAACAACCUGUCACAUAGUUAAACAAACUGCUUGUCGUUCUAAUCCUUGCCUAAACGGUGGUACUUGCGUUAACACUGAAUAUUACUACCAAUGCAUAUGUAGAGAUGGUUUUGAAGGAAAUCACUGUCAAGACGAUGUUAAUGACUGUAGUCCUCAACCCUGCUACAAUGGUGGAAAAUGUAUUGACGGUGUCAAUUGGUUUCUUUGCGAAUGUGCUCCAGGAUUUACCGGUCCCGAUUGUAGAAUAAAUGUAAACGAGUGUGCUUCAAGUCCAUGCGGAUAUGGAGGAACUUGCAUUGAUGACAUUGGAGAUUUCAAAUGUAUAUGCCCUCCCGGUAAAACAGGAAAAAGAUGUUCUAUAAACGAUUUAGCGUAUCUUCCAACACCGGGCAGUUGUCCAUGGAAUACUCACACUCUGGAAAACAACGUUACAUGGCAACAUGAAUGUAAUACCUGCCUUUGUACAAACGGAGUUAUUAAAUGUACUAAAGUUUGGUGUGGUCUUGAAAACUGCAGAGAUUUUAAUCAACAAAAUGUUUGUAACCUCAGUCAAGUUUGUGUACCGUCCUCUUCAGACUCUUGUCUGUCUCCCCCUUGCUUACCAUACGGAGAUUGUAGGGAACUGGAAAGCGGACGCAGCGUCAAACCACCCUCUGUGCCUAUACCUAGCACAUGUUGGCCUAAUCAAGCCAUACUGAGCAAUACAUGUGCCAGGUUGACAUUGCUACUAGAUAGACCUAAAUUACCAGAAGGCACUACUGUGGAGGGGUUAUGUCGAGACUUACGAAGAUUAUUAGCGAACAAACAGGCCAUGGAAGGACUACAAGAUACGUUGUUUUUACUCUGCGACUUGAAGAAUAGUUAUAAUGAUACUAUAGAAGUUACGCUGACUGGCAACCGUUGGGUUCUAGACGGAAUAAGAGUAAUGGGCGAGGCUAUUUCACGCAAGCACACCAGUCUAUUAGCUCUAACGUCAAUAGUGGAAGUCAAAGUCGAAACUGCUCAGGUUUCAGGCGAACAGCAAACAAACACGUAUUUAAUAGCGUUGAUUUGUUUCGUAUUAAUCGGACUUUGUGCAGCAGGAUUCGCAGUCGUCUUAUAUUUGAGGCAGCACAGGAGAAACAUUGGUCUCAGCGGAGUUAAUUUGUCUACAUCGAACGAACCUUGCCAAAGAAAUCACGAAGACGAAAAGUCGAAUAACUUGCAAAAUGAAGAAAAUUUAAGGAGGUAUGCCAACCCAUUAAAAGACGAUAUGGGUAGCUUAGGGAGUAUCAAUUCCUUGGACAUGCCGAGGGUUAGUGUUGUAAGACCAAUGUCGAGUAUGAUUACUCAUGAUAGCUCCAGUGAAAUGUUGGAGAUGAUAUCAGAGGUAGACUGUCCGGGUUCUAGGAGAACAGUGUUGGUUCUGCCCGGCACAAGUGCAUCUGACAGCGCGCUUAAAUUACACGAAAGUGUGAGUGAUGGCUUAAAUAGUGCUCAUCGCAGUAGCCAAAUUAUGUUGUACAAAGCCCAAAAUCCAGAUGUCCGGAAAAACACAGCGGCCUUUGAUGAUUCUUCGGGACAUAAGGACUUUAGUAAAAGUAUUAUAAAUGUUAAUAAACAAAGGACUAUGCAACAGCAGCAACAACAGCAGCAACAACAGCAGCAGCAACAAAACAGCAGUGUAGAUGUAUUAACGGUACUUGUAUGA